Caenorhabditis remanei is the source of this 423-nucleotide messenger RNA. RefSeq lists its product as uncharacterized. Lineage: Eukaryota; Metazoa; Nematoda; Chromadorea; Rhabditida; Rhabditidae. Gene Ontology annotation, molecular function: nucleic acid binding. The coding region runs from base 1 to 423 and encodes 140 amino acids. The transcript has a single exon. The record is from RefSeq and is a predicted model, not a curated record.
AUGAAUACUAAUUCCCUUACCCCUUUUAUUCCCUGUCUUCUGUUCUCCAGUUCUUAUUCACCCACUCGUCGAUGCUCCUGGCCACUCUACAUUGACACGAAGGGGACUUAUGCGAGCCUUCGCAAUGGAUCGAAGUUGGCGCUGAUCACAAUCUUCGAUGUAUUGGAGAAGAUCGUCUACGAGUUGGGCAAUGACCAAUUGAAGGUGAUCAAACGUGAGCUGAAAGCGGUCGAGGAGUUCCGCAAAAUGGUCACAGAGGAUAUCUUCAAGAAGGAAACGAUGAGCGACUGGACCGUCCGAACAUUCCGUCACGACCAGAUUCACUAUGCGGCAAUGGACGUUAUCGCACUCCAUUACCUCAACAUCGAGGCGAAAACAUUCGCGAUAAGCUGUUGGAGAUUGAGGAUGGAAUGGAUUGGCUGA